GCAUAGUUUAUUUGUGAUGUAUACUGUAUAUAAACUGAUAUUUAACACUUAAGCACUAAUAAUAUUUAACCAUGAAUGAAAAUAGUGGUCAAAACAUGCUGUUCCCAAAUCAAGAAAUAAGCCAGAGAGUAAUAAUGACAAAUGUCUGUAACAAUCAAACUAAAGAGAAUGGAGGCAGUUUCUGUUAUUUAGUUAGUAGAGCUUCUUCUCUAGACUCCUCUGAAUUGCAAGUUUCUUCAUCAAAGGAAGUUGUUAAUAUAGGUAUUUCUCCAGCUACCCAUGCUCCAAACAUGCAUAAUGCUACUGAUGCAGUUAGUCAAUGUAAUGAUGUCAUCAUGAAUUUUGGAAUGUCAUCUAGAUCAGAAGCUGUUUCUGUUCAUGCAGGUCUCUCUGGAAAACCUGUAAUAGAAGAGAGUAUAGUGACAUCUCAGAUCCCUUCACAUUCUGGCAAUAUGUUAGAGAAAGCAUUCUGUCACCCAAGUACUACCUCAGAUAGAACAUCCCCACAAACUAUAGUCCCUGAUAGAGGAUCUACACAGCCUUUACCAUCUUUACGUGAGAUGCUAAAUUUUUCUCCAAAUAUGGAUACUGAACUGCAUUGGCAAAUCUUGAGACAGGCCGCCAAAGUUGUAGAGCAGAUAACUCGAGUUUCUAGCUCUCGAUCUGGACAAAGUAUAGUAGACAACUACAAAAGUUUGGCUCCAUCAGUUUAUUGGAAACAUAUUUUGGGUCCUUCCCAUGUUGAAAAAAAACCUGCUUCAGAGUCGUAUCUACCCAGUAGUACUAAUGGUAAACAGGAGUUUUCAUUAGUUAAUUAUGAAUCAAAGAUGGAGGGCAGUGAAGAACCUGAGUCAACAUCUGAACAAGAAUUUCUGAGAGAUGACUUUCGUGGAAACUUGGCUCGAACACAACAAAAUGUGCCUUUUGCAGUAAACAUGUCAAAUAACCAUGGAUCAAAGUUUCAGAAACUGUCACAAAGUGUAAGUACAUUGUCAUCACAAACCUCAAACACAUCUUCAGCUCCAAAUGCAUCUGUUUACAAACCUGUUACACAGUCAACUUUAGAUAUACAUAGUGGAAUAAAACCAGAAUUGUAUACAGAAGAACAACAUCUUCUUAUUCAGAGAAGUGUGAAGACAGAGAAUAAAAAGGUAUCACUUCAGGGAAUUCAAUGCCAUAGAUGUUAUAAAUCAUUUUCAGAUAAUCGUAAUCUGCAACGACAUUUGCUUGUACAUAGAGGUUUUCGACCAUAUUGUUGUAACUACUGUCCAAAAGCCUUUACGCUAAAUGGAGAUCUAAAGCGUCAUCUCAGGAUUCAUAAUGGUGAGAGACCAUUUGCUUGUCAAGUAUGUGGUCGAAGAUUCACCUUAAAAGGAAACUUAAUGCAACACUUUCGAACACACACGCCAGAAAAACAGUUCACUUGCACUAUUUGUCGUAAGAAUUACGCACAGAAAGACAGCUUGCAUCGACACAUUCGAGCUCACUUUGGUGAAAAACCAUACGAGUGCUCUUCUUGUGGUAAGUGCUUUAGCUUGAAAGGGGAUUUAAGCAGACAUAUUUUAAUCCAUAGUGGACUGAAGCCUCAUGCAUGUAUAGUUUGUGGAAGAAAAUUUGCACUAAAAGGCAAUCUAACACAACAUUUACGAACCCACAACAGAGAAAAGUCAUCUAGUCAAACCACAAACAAGGGGACUAGUUUUGGAAAACAUGGUAUAGCACAUCUUGAAACAUUUCAGAAUAUAUCUAGUGUUCAUGAGACGACAUAUACUAGAAUGCAACACCCUAUAGCCCUCUCUAGUGCACCUUCUUCUGUGUCACAUCAGUCACAUUCAACAGGCCAGUCAAAGGAAAUUAAAGCUUCAGUUGAAAGGAGACACAAUGAAACUCUUGCAGUUAAUUUAUCUGUCUCUCUGAAAACUUCAGAAGCUCAGGUUUCAUCAAAUAUACCACACUUUUCUCCCAUUGAGUCAUCACAGACAGACUUGUCUUUUUGCUCCGAAUGUUCAAGAACAUUUUCCACUGUAGCUAAACUGCAUGAGCAUGUACAAAUGAUACAUAAACAGUCAGUACCUCUGGAACUUAAUACAUAUGUUUGUAAUUAUUGCAAAAAAAAUUUCUGUAAUAAAGCAGAGUUAAUUUCUCACAUGAGUUCACACUGUGCUUCAAAACCUUAUGACUGUCAGUUUUGUUCUAAGACAUUUACUCUUAAGGGUAACCUGUACCAGCAUCUCACCACUCACCAAGUAGGUAAAUCAUUUUUAUGUCCAAUGUGUGAUAAACCUUUUGGAAACCAGAGAAACUUGAAACUACACAUGAAACGACAUGAAACUGCCCGGUCAAAUUUUACUUGUACUAUGUGUGGCCGAGCUUUCUUAGCAAGGUCUGACCACUUUUUCCAUUAUUGCAACAUGGAAGCAAAGUGUGAAGCAAAAAUGGAAAAUUCCUUAUUGCAGACUAGUUCAGCUGUAUCCAAGAGCAUCACCUUGUCUUCCUCAAUUUCUACAGGAAUUAAUCAGAUCUCAAAUGUGCCAAUGGUUUCAACAACCUCACCACUACUUAAGCCUACUUUGGUACCAUCUUAUGUAAGCAAUUUAAAAAAUAACUGUCAGACUCCAGAUGUAGCAAAGUCUGACAGAAUUGAAAGUUCUCAAUGCACUGCUAAUACAUCCACAUCUUUGCCAUCAGAAGGAACCACCACAACAUUAAUUACACCUGUAAGUGGGUUACAGUCAUCUUUAGGACCUAUCUAUCGACACCUUUACUUUAACACAUAUCAAAACAAUCAGGAAAAAAAUAAUUUACCUACAAGUAUGGUAGUUCACCCUUCAGUUCAAGAUCCCACCAAUACUGCUUUGAGGAAAGAACAGUCAAGUACGUCCUAAGUCACACUAAGGGAACAACGUAGUAACUGAAAUUUGAAUGCACUGAACUUAUGGAUUAAUCUUUUGAAUAAGGCAAUGUAAGUAACAUUUGACAAAUGAUUGUUCAUUUUGAAAGGUAAAGUAAAUCAUGUAGCUUUUGGGUUAAUGCAAAUACAUCCAUUUGUUUAAGGAAUAGCACUAUAAAGCUAGACAUAAAAACAAAAAAAUAUUGUUGUACAAAUAGAUGCACUCUGUGCAUCUAGAAGUAACUGUGUAUGAAAAUUUUGCCAUUUAUGAUUUUCUUGUGCUUUGUGAGAUUGACAAGGAGUUUUGAAAAUAAAGUGUAUGUGUGAAAAAACUACUUAAUAUAAACAUAUUAACUUGUUUCUGGAUGAACAGAAAACUACAAUGUCAGUUUGGUACUUCAUGUAUUUCUCGACUCAUCUCCCACAUGAUCAUUAUAUAACAAAUUUUGUAAAUUCAUUCUUUCAUGUUCAGUAAUAUUUAUAAUGUAGUCAUACAUACUUUGACAACUGAUAGUCAUAUACUUGUUAUUUAUAUCUGUGUGUGUUUUGUUAAAUGGUAUUAUCGAACAGUAACAUGGUGGCUGACUACAUGUUUGUCUUUUGAAAUGAUUGUCUUUUUUUAAUGACUUCAUUGAUACCUCUAUAUAUGUAUGUUGCUUUGUUUAUAUUCUACAUCUACUGACAGUUCUUUUCAUGAAUGUUUUCAGCUUUGGCAUUCUCUCUUUCUGUCAGUAAUAAUUAUAACUGUGGCUGAAAUUCCAAUUUACCAUUAUCGUUGACUUUUCCCAAUUAUUCAUUGUUUAAUUGACUAUUAUUUCAAGGCUUUUCCACACAUUUUUUUCUUUUUUUUCCAUUAUAAAGAAGUGUGUGAAUUUCAAGGCAUGUAUUUCCAUCUUUUAGCUUUACUUCUCUAGUCUCAUAGCUUUCCAUUGUUUUAUUAGAUUGCCAUCUUUAAUAUUUAGUCUUGAGUAUACCAAGAAGUCCUUUUCUCAUAGGUUUCUUAAUGAUUGUUAUCUUUUCUACCUCAUUCAGCGAAAAAUCUCUAUCUACUUUGGUUCCAAUCCCAUUUCCUUUAACUGAUUGUGCAUGGGAUUAAAGAUAUGUCUGUGAAAUGACAAAAUGAGUCGGACUCGGACAAAUCGGAGUGCAAAGUGAUAUUGAGAAUAGAAAUGCUUUUGUCCAUUGUAAAGUUUGAAAAUUGUAUUUGCAUAACCACAACAACCCCUUAAAUGCAUAUCUAAAGUUGUUGUAGUAUCCUUGCAGUUGUAUCUGAUAUUUUUUAUAUUAUUAAUACAAACUGUUACAAAAUCAGCAACGUAGGGUAACAUGGAAAGUUGAUAACUCUGGCAUCAAAUUCAUAAUACUAUUUAGAAUGGCACUGUAUUCAGAGUUGGAGCAUCCAAAUUUUGACCCUCACCUGUACACGUAGGGUUAAUAGUGGUGUUUAAUGAAACUUUCUUCUGUUCUAGCAUAAUUUUUCUCUCUAUGCUUCGUAACCUUUAUCUUAUUUUUAUGGGUCACUAGCUAUUUGUGUAUUAAAUAUACUUUAUGGCAAGUCCACUUCCUUUUUUACUUCUCCAUCAGUGCAUACUGCAAAAUUCACCAACUCUCAAAUAUCUGAAAGAAUGCUCUUUUAUGCCCAAGAAUAUAAAAGCAAAGAUCACUGUUACCAGUGGAAUAUAGGCCUGUAGCUAUAAGGAAUCACCAGUACUUUUAUUGUUGUUUUUAAUACUUUGUGCUGCAUUUAUAUUUUAGUGAUGAUUAGAAACUUAUACUUGGUAUGCAAAGGUAAAAGUUAAAAAUAUUUUACAUAGUAAUGCUGAAAUACUAAAGAAGGAAAUUCAACUAGUAGCUUUUAAUACAAUACAGUAUCAAUGUUUGCUUUUAAUAUUAGACUUCACAGAAAAAUGCUUUAUUAGUAGCAGUUAGUAAUUUUCACAGAAAUCUAUACAUAAAUAUUUCUGCAGACUAUACAUAUGCACUUUUUAAAGUAAUAUAAAGCACAUCGGAAUUUAAUGAAGUAUAGUAAUCUUCAGAGAAAAUGUAUUUCUUGACAGUAUAGGAAUAAACUGAUGAAUAAUAUAAAUGUAGAUUCUUUUCUGUGGUAACAACUGAAAAUUUCAGUAAUCAGAAUAUCUUAAGUUUUUCAUUAAAAAAAAAACAGUAGUUUGAUAGAAUAUUGAAUUGCUGUAAUCUGUUUCAUAUCCAAGAAAUAGCAUGCUUGUCUAAGAGAAAGUAGGGGUAGGCAAUAGAUUAGUGAAUUUUACACAAAAAGAUUAGUGGAAAAAUAAAUAAUUUAUUAAGAAAUUACUGCUGUGUGUAAGAUUCAGUAGCUGUGUUUAAAGUAUUUUUAUGUUACUGAUUUAUUUAUAGUUUAUUUUCAUUGUCAGGUCACAUUUUCACAAAGCAUAUAUAAGUAAUUUUUUUCACCUCAUCACUUAGUUAUUUUUUGCAAGUGCAACAGCAUUUAAAAACCACAUUUCCUACACCUUACAUAUCAUUUACUAUACGCUAUUCAUAGUUGUUGAUAAAACUAAUUACAUACUGUAUGUUUACAUAUUUUGUCCCGGUAUUUUAUGUUCAGGAAUCACAAAAUCCCCACUUGCAUUCAUAAUUGAUACUUACAUACAUUAAAUUCUACAAUAUUUCAGCAUAUCAUCUGAUUUGAAUAUACAUGUUGGGUUAACAUACUAACAGCUUAAAACAUGCACAAUGGCGUGCCAAACUUAUAACUUUUUAUUCAUCCAAAGGUAAGUUCAUCUAUUUAAAUUUGUUCAGUAUUUUAUACUUAAAACUUCUUGUCAGUCUAAUAAGUAUUCUAAUGUGAAAUAUUACAUUUUCCCCUUCUGAAAUAUCAUGUAACUCUAA
This is a messenger RNA of Limulus polyphemus (Atlantic horseshoe crab), 5758 nucleotides long. RefSeq names its product zinc finger protein 569-like. The transcript has a single exon. The coding region runs from base 72 to 2885 and encodes 937 amino acids. NCBI's taxonomy places the organism in Eukaryota, Metazoa, Arthropoda, Merostomata, Xiphosura, Limulidae. The record is from RefSeq and is a predicted model, not a curated record.